Molecule: messenger RNA, 2464 nt
Organism: Juglans regia (Persian walnut)
Lineage: Eukaryota; Viridiplantae; Streptophyta; Magnoliopsida; Fagales; Juglandaceae
Product: lysM domain receptor-like kinase 3
Exons: 12
Coding region: 173-2191 (672 amino acids)
Biological process (GO): innate immune response; protein phosphorylation
Molecular function (GO): transmembrane receptor protein kinase activity; ATP binding
Source: RefSeq, a predicted model, not a curated record
ACACCCUCUGCUGCCAAACAAAACCAGAACAAGACAAAAGCAAUGCUCUGUUUUCAGUCCUCUCAUUCCUUCCUUAAUUCCUUUCUCUGUCUUUCAAAUCCAGCUCUUCCUCCUCCCCAUUCAGCUAUCGUCUUUUCCUUCAAAAAUUAGCUUAAGUUUUGGCUGCUGAACCAUGAGUUUUGUACGGGCAUCUCUUUUAUUUCAUUUCAUUCGUUGUCGUCUUCUGCUGCUGCUUCUUCUGCUUCUCGUUCAAAGUCACUCUCUUUUUUCGUACUCAACCCCUAUGAUAUGUACUGACACGACGCGCCUCUGCACGUCUUUUUUGGCCUUCAAGCCUCAACCGAACCAGACCCUGAACCUGAUCCAGUCCAUGUUCGAUGUCCUCGCCAAUGACGUAACCGUCGAAGAGAGCAGCAACGGCCUUAACUACCUUUUCAUUAGGAAGAAUUGCUCGUGCUUGCACACCACAAUGCAGUACGCGACAGACACCACGUUCACGGUGCGAUCCAACGAGGGCUUCGUGAACGACUUGGCGUUUCGCGCAUACGAUGGGCUGGCUUUCUUGUUACCCAAUACGUCAAGGGUGGCCAGGGUCGGAGCUGUCGUUUCGUUGAGGCUCUUCUGCGGGUGCUCCAGUGGAUUGUGGAAUUACUUGAUGAGCUAUGUGAUGAAAGAUGGGGAUAGUGUGCAGUCGUUGGCGAGCAGGUUUGGGGUGAGCAUGGAUAGCAUUGAGCAAGUGAAUGGGAUUGACGAUCCAGAUAAUAUCACCGUGGGUGCUCUCUAUUAUAUUCCUUUGAAUUCAGUUCCUGGUGAACCAUAUCCCCUGGAGAGUGAUAUUCCUCCCACUCCCGCUCCAUCUGUUAACAAUUUCACAGGUAAUCAAGAGAAUCGUAAGGCUCAUCUGCCUUAUAAAUGGAUUUUUGGAGGUUCACUGAUUGGUCUUGCAUUGAUUAUAUUAUUAAGCAUACUUGUUUGUGUUUCCUUGAGGUCAUCAAACUGCUUUACUGAAGCCCAAAGGAGUCACACAAAAGAUCAUGAUGAAAAAGUUUCUCAUAAGUUUCAGAUCCUUCGAAAGCCCAGUUUCUGUUUUGCUUCAGGAAGGUAUGUCUGCUGCAAGUCUAAGGAUCUGAAGCAAACCAAUGGGGAAUCUAGCAACCAUCAGAUUACUGUUCCAAAAGCUCUAGGGACUGAUGUGUUUGAUAUGGAUAAGCCUGUGGUAUUCACUUACGAUGAAAUUUUUUCUGCCACUGAUGGGUUCUCUGAGUCAAGUCUUCUUGGACAUGGAAUAUAUGGCUCCAUGUAUCAUGCCCUCAUUCGCGAGCAGGAAGUUGCGAUUAAAAGAAUGGCUGCCACAAAAACUAAAGAAUUUAUGGCGGAGAUGAAAGUCUUGUGCAAGGUUCAUCACACAAAUCUGGUAGAAUUGAUUGGCUAUGCUGCUACUGAUGAUGAGCUCUUCCUUAUAUAUGAAUAUGCCCAGAAGGGUUCCCUUGGAAGCCAUUUACAUGAUCCUCAUGUCAAGGAUCACACAUCACUUUCUUGGAUCAUGAGGGUUCAGAUUGCCCUCGAUGCUGCUAGAGGUCUUGAAUACAUCCAUGAGCACACUAAAACUCAUUAUGUACAUCGUGAUAUCAAGACAAGCAACAUCUUACUUGAUGGUUCCUUCAGAGCAAAGAUUUCAGAUUUUGGUUUGGCAAAACUGGUUGGAAAAACAGGUGAGGGAGAACCUACAGCGACCAAAGUUGUCAGUACAUAUGGUUAUCUGGCUCCAGAAUACUUGAGUAAUGGUCUUGCCACCACCAAAAGCGAUGUCUAUGCAUUUGGUGUUGUUAUUUUUGAAAUUAUAUCAGGGAAGGAGGCAAUUAUACGAACAGAAGGUUUGAUGAUGAAAAAUCCAGAAAGACGCUCACUGGUAUCAGUUAUGUUAGCAGUUCUAAGGAACUCACCCGAUUCCAUGAGUAUGUCAAGCAUGAAGGAUUACAUUGAUCCAAACAUGAUGGAUCUGUAUCCCCAUGAUUGUGUAUUCAAGAUGGCCAUGCUGGCGAAGCAUUGUGUGGAUGAGGAUCCCAUCCUACGUCCUGACAUGAAGCAAGUUGUGAUUUCCCUGUCUCAGAUUCUCCUGUCCUCUGUGGAGUGGGAAGCAACUCUUGCAGGGAACAGCCAAGUGUUCAGUGGCCUUGUCCAAGGAAGGUAGUGGUGAUGUAUCUUUUUAACCCACUACUACUUUGAAGUCUUCCUUUUUCUCUUGCUUGUACCUUAUUUAUCUUUAUAGUUGUGUGUGUAUAGUAGCUCAGGUACUCCUCUAAAGUGAUAAGGUACUGGUGUGCUUUAUCCCUUUGGCCUUCAUUUUUCCUAUUUUAAAUGUUGUAUUCUUUUCUAAGUCAGCGUGGUAAAAAUUCAAUGACGAUGUCAUGAUAUAGACAAGGGAUAAUGAUGUUUUAUAAUACGAGAAAUUUGAUUUUAUUUU